Messenger RNA from Lycium barbarum (goji berry), 456 nucleotides. RefSeq lists its product as uncharacterized. NCBI's taxonomy places the organism in Eukaryota, Viridiplantae, Streptophyta, Magnoliopsida, Solanales, Solanaceae. Bases 1 to 456 code for a protein of 151 amino acids. The transcript has a single exon. The record is from RefSeq and is a predicted model, not a curated record.
AUGGCCAAGAAAACUAGCCGCGUUACUUUUGUCAUUUGCAUUUUCCUACUUAUUGUGAACUUAUGUUUUGCAAGUGAGAAAACUGAUUCAUCCUCAAAUGAUGAAAGUGCAACUACACAUGCUAAUGAUAAGGGACUAGAUUGGUACCAUCCAUGGUUCCAUCCUCAUCCUCCAAUACCCGCUCAUGGAUUUCCUCAUCGUCCAUGGCCAUUCGUUCAUCCUCCAAUGCCAGCUGGCGGUUUUCAUCGUUAUCCAUGGCUACAUCCACAUCCAUGGCCAUUCGUUCAUCCUCCUAUGCCUGCUGGUGGUUUUCAUCCUCAUCCAUGGAUACAUCCUCGGCCAUGGCCAUUCAUUCAUCCUAGGUUUCCUUAUCCAUGGGCUCACCAUCAUCCAUGGCCAUUCAUGCAUCCACCAGUUCCAUCUCCACCUAAGGGAGACAAUGGAGGGAAGAAUUAA